AUGAUAGUGUGGCCUCUUCUUAAUUUGAACUUUGCCUGUGAAAAGUGCCAGACUGGUCACCGCAAUGGCAGCUGUGCGCACACUGACCGAAAGCUCUUGGAAAUACGUUCGAAAGGACGACCCACUUCUCAGUGCUCUCACUGUCGAGCACGACGAAAAGAAGGCGUGGGUCACUCGCAUCAUCGAUGUAUGUGUGGAGAUGGGUCUACCAUACUGAGAAAGAAGGUGCAAGUUCAUUUUGAUCCCAAUGUCAUUCUUGUGUUCACUCCGGAGCGAAGUAAUGUAGAUGCUUUGCGAAAGCAGCUCGAAGACACACCAAAGAGCACGUUGCUGAUAAGAAGAAAGGCAAAGGGUGGUAAAGGAACUGGCGGUGAGGGUUCAGAAGCGGACGCUCUUGAGAUAAGUUAUACCCAUGUAGACGUCAUUGAAGAGUCGGUGAAUUUGGAUUUGAAGAAGAUGAUGGAGAAUCCGUGUACCUGCCAAUUUGGUGGUACUUGCAUUUGUUCAGAACUUCCGCCAUCAAAGUCAUGCGGCAGCGUAAAAGCAAAGAAAUUCACCGCAUCAAACUCUGCACAGCGUCCUGGCCUGGCAUCAUCCGCCCUUCUUGCCAACAUUGCUGCGUAUCCACGACCUAUCGAGAUCGGUCCUCCCCCAACAUCAUCACCCUUUCCGUACGCAGCUGGAAUUGCCAUUCCAGCUCUUCCACCGAUGAUGGGACAUCAGCCCAUCCUUCCAAUGCCUCAUCCUGGACAAUUGGGGCCACUAGUACCUCCUAUAGGAGGUGCCUCAACAGCCGUCAUGAACCAACGUGUACCCACCCUCCUACCCAGCGGACUUUCCAUGCCAACAAAUCCAUCAUUUGCUGGCGCAAUGAAAUCUAACCAGCAAUUUACGGAUACAGGAGGACACGAUCCUGAGCUUCUUUCCGCGUUAUUCGCCCUGCAACAGGGCGGUGCUGUCGUAUCAAUUCUCCAAUGCUGGAGACCCAAAGCUCAUCCAGCUGUUGUACUGGGAGGCGCAAUACUCAAGACAUAUGGGCUUCCGCUCCCAAAAGCUGUUGUGGCGGGAUUUCAGAAUCAAAACCUGUCAGAGGUGGAUGCUGUGGCAGCGUGGCACCACCACCGCGGAAUGCUACUCGCUGUGGAUGUCAGGGUAAUAGUGUCCCGUCAGGAGGAUGCUGCGGUGGAGGGUCACCGAUCCCAGUGCAAAACGGCUGCUGCGGCACUUCAAGUGGAAAAUCGGCAAGCGGAUGUUGUGGAAGCACCUGUGGUGGGUCAUCAUUGGCUCCAAGCAGAGGCAGCUCUUGCUGUGGUACAUCAAGCAGUUGUGGAUGCUCGGGGGGUGGUUGUGGAUGCUCAGGUGGAGGAUGUGGGAGUACAUCCGGGAGCCCUUACGAGUCGAGAAGCGAUCUGGAUGCCAAGGACCCAGCGGAACCACAUUCACCAACUUGCGAAUGUGGAUGCCAUCAAGACAGAAAGGACUGCGAAGACUGUGCCGCAGAUCUAUGCUCCGUCCACCUGA
Spizellomyces punctatus DAOM BR117 is the source of this 1521-nucleotide messenger RNA. RefSeq lists its product as uncharacterized. The transcript is spliced from 5 exons. Gene Ontology annotation, cellular component: nucleus. Bases 1 to 1521 code for a protein of 506 amino acids. Gene Ontology annotation, molecular function: DNA-binding transcription factor activity, RNA polymerase II-specific; copper ion binding; RNA polymerase II cis-regulatory region sequence-specific DNA binding. NCBI's taxonomy places the organism in Eukaryota, Fungi, Chytridiomycota, Chytridiomycetes, Spizellomycetales, Spizellomycetaceae. The record is from RefSeq and is a predicted model, not a curated record. Gene Ontology annotation, biological process: intracellular iron ion homeostasis; intracellular copper ion homeostasis; positive regulation of transcription by RNA polymerase II.